This is a messenger RNA of Wasmannia auropunctata (little fire ant), 4266 nucleotides long. RefSeq names its product vacuolar protein sorting-associated protein 8 homolog (gene Vps8). Gene Ontology annotation, molecular function: protein binding. Bases 141 to 4043 code for a protein of 1300 amino acids. Gene Ontology annotation, biological process: protein targeting to vacuole; endosomal vesicle fusion. The transcript is spliced from 12 exons. NCBI's taxonomy places the organism in Eukaryota, Metazoa, Arthropoda, Insecta, Hymenoptera, Formicidae. The record is from RefSeq and is a predicted model, not a curated record. Gene Ontology annotation, cellular component: late endosome; HOPS complex.
GGCACUACUGGCAAUACUGGCAUAUCGGAUGCGGAACACGGGCGUAGAAUGAAAACAAAAGUGUCAAACAAUUGUCAAAAAUAUAUGCAUAUAGAUUAGUCGUUCUGACCGGGACCGUGAUAAUAUAAUUUAAGCGUAACAUGGCCGAGAAUGAAUUUGUUUCAGACAGUGACGAAUGUCUCGUUGCCGAGGCCAUUAAUUUAAAUAUUGAGGAGUUAGAUAACGCGGAAUAUGCUAUACCAAUUGUGGAAGAAUUACCCACCUUGGAGAGUAUACUAAUGGAACCCGAUUAUGAGUCGCUAUCGGAAACGGAGGACGACAUCGGCGUACCAUUGGGUGAGAAACUGGGCAGCAGUGAGACAACCAGCAUCGGAAGUCACUUGUCGCUGAAUUCGUUAAAUAAAUCCUCUAAGACCGCCCAGAGACCGUCCUCGGGUGUUAUCUUAAGGCAUGUCAUACUCAAAGGAAUAACAUCACAAAUUGUAUCAGCCAAUGAGAGAGUCAACGCUGGUCUGGCUAGUGCAGUUGCAGCUGGAGGAAACAUGCUGGUAAUUGGUACUAGCCAUGGUUUAAUACUGGGCUUUGAUUCUUCACAAACGUUGCGAUGGUGCGAUCAAGAAGCGAGGCACCAAGGUUCUGUUUCUGCCCUUUGCUUCAAUCACGAUGGUAGCAGGAUAUUGGCUGGUUUUGUUAGGGGACAUAUCUUGAUGUUGGAUAGUAGUAAUGGGAAAGUUUUAAGGAUUCUCACUGAUGUACAUCCACUUGACACUGCUGUCUUACACGUUAAGUUUACAGAUUCGCCCAAAAUAGCCUUGUGCAGUGACAGCGGUGGCUCGGUUUUCGAACUGAAUUUCACUAGAGUAAUGGGCGUCCGAGGUUGCGACAGUAGAUGCCUAUUUAGCGGCUCCAAAGGAGAAGUGUGCACUUUGGAGCCGUUGCUAUUGAAUCAUUUACCGUCUCAUCCACUGAAAAAUUAUACUUUAGUAGCAAUGGCAACGUUAUCGAAGGUAAUUGUUGUUUGCAUAAGACCGCGAAUGCGUGUUGUAUUGAGUCAUCCGUUGACUGGUGCCGCGAUAGCACCACCACAACUGUCUUGGCAACUGGUUGUUAUUCAAACAGCUGAUGGUUCCCGUGUGAUCGAUCCAGUACUGGCGCUCGCGAGGGAUAACGUGGUGUAUUUUUAUCAAGUGUACACCGAAAUUGGUACGCGGAUAAAAUUGUCUCCUCUCCGAAGGAUGACGUUACCGUACAUGAUAAGCAAUUUGAGGUGGCUAAAUCCAAGAUCUCUUGUGGUACUGGACGCUCACGAGAAGUUGCAUUUAUUAGAUGUAAGAGCACAGGAUAAUUUGGAGACGUUAGAUAUGAGUCGCGUUGGUAUUUCUUAUGCCUCUAGUCAUUUUAAGGGAUUGUCUACCGGCGGAAAUGUUUCGAAGGCGAUGGCGUUAGCCGGUGAACGAGCGUGUUAUAACACUGUUGUAGUCUUUGGCACGCAGCUGUUGUUAUUAGGUACAAAGAGUUUACAUGUGAUAUGUAUGAGAACGUGGACUGAGAGAUUGCAACAUCUGAUCAUGCAGAAACGUUACCCCGAAGCGUUGGCAUUGGGCCUUUCUUUUUAUCAAGAUAAAGGCAAGGCGGUUAUCGGCUUGCGAGGUUCUAAGCAGCGUCGCAAGCAAGUAGCGCGCGAUAAGGUUUGUGAAGUAUUGGUGCAGUAUAUGGACGAGUUAAAUCAGUGUUUAGUAGACGAAAAUAUAGACUAUGAUAUGAUAGUACUCACCUGCGUCGAUUACUGCAUUCAACUGGAGAAUAUAGAUCUGCUGUUCGGAAAGUUGUGGGACAUAGUCUUCGAGUCAGAGGGGUUGAAAACUAGUUACUUGCACGCCCUCGAAGCUCCUCUGCUAGACGGAAAUCUUCAACCGAGACUGCCACCAUUGAUCGCCCAGCAAUUGGUCACUUUUUACGAUCAACAAGACAAAGUAGAUUCGCUGGAAGCGAUCGUGGUUCUCCUCAAUGUAGAUUGCUUAGAUAUUCAUCAAGUAACUACAAUCUGUCGUCAACGGGGACUUUGGGAGGCUCUGAUUUAUCUGCAGACAACAGCAUUAGGCGAUUUCACAGCGCCUAUUCAUCAAUUGGUACCGGUACUUCAGAAUUUAUUACAGGACCCAACAGCCGCUCUUUCCCGCGACUGUAUAAAACUUGGCAACGCCAUUCUAGUUUACACUAGCUGCUGCCUCGCCGGUCGCGGGUUUCCCAAGGACGAGCUUCCCGAGGGCAUGCCGCAGAAGGCGAAAGCGGAUAUAUUAAGAGCCCUGUUGUCCCAGCAUUCCAGUUUGGCGAAUGAUAUGGAAAGGCAGUAUCCAUACUUGAGAACGUUACUGCAAUUUGACGCAAAGGGCUUCCUCGAUGUUAUAGCCAUCGCCUUUCAGGAGCCAGAAUUUACCUCCGAAAUGGGCUUGCGACACCGACAGAGGCUCAUAGACAUCUUGUUAAGCAUUGUUAUGCCGAAUACGCCACUCACUCCAAAAAAUAUCGAUUACAUCACGACGGAGCAGCAGUUUAUGGUUCUCAUAUUCGUCGCAAACGAAGUGUCGGAAAGCACUGUUACGUUGGAGUCUAGUACGUUGAAUAAAAUGAUAGAUAUAUUGUGCAUUGACGCGCAUGUAGAAUUGUCGAAAGACUUUAAGACUGAGAGGGAAAACGCCGUGUUGAGAUUGCUGCAUUCUAAAAAGCUGUGCAAUAUUUCUGAUAAUACUUUGUUAAAUUUAGCAAAUAGAGCGAAUUUCAUAAGAGUAGCGGAAUUACUGUACAGUGCGCGAGAAGAUUGGGUGGCGGUAUGUAAAUGCAUGAUCUUGGAGCCAUCGAGGCAUCACGACGUAUGGCCCUGGCUCGAGCAUCUGCCGGCCGCUUCGUUAGACCAAAUGAUAUCAAUUCACACUUCGACUCUCGUGACGAUCAAUGCCAAUCAGUUCGCCACGAUUGUUGCAACGCGAUUGCAAAACAAGAUCGAUGCAAUAUUGCAGAGUUUUACUGAUAAUUUAAGCUUGGAAUACAAGCUAUUAGGAGCAUUGUAUCAAGUCGCGCAGUACAAGGAGGAGGAUGUUUCUCUAGAAUUAACAACUGAACAUUUGGAGCGGUACCUAGCGUUAAUGUGCGAGUUGGAGCCGGCACACGUGGUUGCUCACUUGCAUGGGCCACAUGGGUGCAGAUUGGAUGAGGCGUUAAAGAUCGUCCAGAGAUGGAGAUGUAAAGAUGCGGAGGCGGUGAUGCUGGAGAAGCUUGGUAAUUACCAGGACGCAUUCGAUCUUCUGCUGAGAGAAUUUGAGGACCGGCUGGAAAUGUAUCGGCAGGAUAAGGCCUCGGAAAGCGAAACUGUGCACGCUGCCAUUCAGCUCGCGGGGAUAUGCCGCAGAUCAGCGGGGAAUCUCGACUGGAUGCCUCUUAUAGAAGUGAUGUUCCGAUCGCAUUCGGAGAACAACAGGCAGAAGGCGGACGUAUUGAACGGUAAAUUAUUGAGAUUGAUUUUAGAAUCUCUGAGCGGUACAUCGAUACUGUCGAACAUAUUGGAGCAGAUUCUGAGAAAUCCAUCGGCGACGAGCGGAACGAUGGGCGACAUACGACAAUUACUAUCCGGAGUCCUUACACAGUCGCGAUACGAGCAAACCCUAGUCGAAACUACCGCGCGAUUAGUGAGCUUGGAGCUUCACAAGGCUCUGGAAAAAUCCUUGAGAGACGCCGGUAGAGCAUGCGGGAACGUUUCCAUAACUUGUCCCGUGUGCAGGCAGCCGUUGUCGCACUGUUCCGAUCACGUAGUGAUGUUUGGAUGCGGUCACGGAUACCAUUCGAUGUGUCUGGGCGAGCCUAAAUCGUGUUACAAGUGCUUGAACACGAAAGGAUGGGCGCCCGUCGCUACCAACAUCGCGCACACUGUGCCGCAGCCACCGCCGAGAAAAAAACAGCUUCUUCCGCCAGAAUUUUUACGUCACAAAGACCUCGCGCUACGACUGGCACCGUCCUGCUCUAUCCCCGACCUCGAGGGCAUCUUUUAAAUCUAGUCUUCGACUAUUCGAGAACGAUAAUCGCGUUCGUCAGUGGUAUGUAGUAUCUUUUAAGAUACCAAAACGAACGUGUACGAUGUACAUAUUACGAACAAUCUGUAUGUUGUGUAAGUACUGACAAAAAAAGAUUUACGUUCCAUUCCUUGAGAUUUGAUUUUUGUUCAAUGCGCGUUGAUGUUUGUGACACGUUGCCAAAUACAAGUUAUUACUGAAA